Messenger RNA from Danio rerio (zebrafish), 1043 nucleotides. It is a transcript of the gene lhx5, whose product is annotated as LIM homeobox 5. The record is from RefSeq and is marked provisional. Gene Ontology annotation, molecular function: DNA binding; zinc ion binding; DNA-binding transcription factor activity, RNA polymerase II-specific. Gene Ontology annotation, biological process: regulation of DNA-templated transcription. Gene Ontology annotation, cellular component: nucleus. NCBI's taxonomy places the organism in Eukaryota, Metazoa, Chordata, Actinopteri, Cypriniformes, Danionidae.
AGGUGUGGUUUCAAAACCGGCGGUCUAAAGAACGUAGAAUGAAGCAGCUCAGUGCUCUCGGUGCUCGACGACAUGCUUUCUUCAGGGGACCACGAAGAAUGAGGCCUCUCGGAGGAAGACUAGAGGACCCCGACAUAAUGGGCCCUGGAGGAUACAGCUACUACGGAGAAUACCAAGGUGACUAUUACGGCCCAGUGGUCAACUAUGAUUUCUUCCCUCACGGACCCCCUUCCUCACAGGCACACUCUCCAGCUGAAUCCCCUUAUCUUCUCAGCUCGGGUUCAGGAGCCCUGGAGGGUGGCCCGGUCUCUGCUCACCACCCCUCAGAUGACCAAAGGUUCACGGACAUGAUAUCCCAUGCAGACACCCCUAGUCCCGAACCAGGCAUGACUGGACCUCUCCAUUCCAAUCCACAGGGGGAAGGUGGAUUCACAGGGAGUCCACCCUUCCCCCUGGCCAACAAUACCAGUUACAGCGGCCCAAUGUCCCAUCCUGGUCAAGAGAUGGGGGAGAACACUGUUUGGUAGGACAGAGACAAUAAGACUCUAUGGACACAGAGGGGAUUCCAACCUAACCAGUCUACCUUAGUGGUCUACCAAGGGAGGGCUUAUUGGCUGUUCAUGGACCAGAACACACCAACAUUUGGACCAUAAACCUGAGAGAUGGACUGACAUCAUGUGCUCUCUCUUGCAGUUUAGGUUCUGCUAUCAAAGGAUGUGUAUUGUCAGUGGUCACCCUGGUUUGAGUGCGUUCGCAAAGGUUUAUUACGAUUACAUCACAAUCAAGAUGUUUGUCUGAGGGAUUUUUCUACUGCUUUGACUUACUCAUUAGCAACCGCAUCUGAUGGUCAGAAGUGAGCUAGUACUUAAAGGCAAAUCCAUUUUCAUCCUUCUGUUGGCUUCAGUUUCUUUCUUUUCCAAGACACAGAGGCUCAGUUGGUUCAAAUGUUUUCUUUUCUGUCUUACAACAGGUCCAUUUGUAACAUAUUUGGUUCAUUCAUUAACUGACGAAUUGGUUCAUUAAACAUUUCAAUGAACACCCAG